This is a messenger RNA of Ziziphus jujuba (common jujube), 1540 nucleotides long. RefSeq names its product exonuclease DPD1, chloroplastic/mitochondrial. Gene Ontology annotation, molecular function: 3'-5'-DNA exonuclease activity; nucleic acid binding. The transcript is spliced from 4 exons. NCBI's taxonomy places the organism in Eukaryota, Viridiplantae, Streptophyta, Magnoliopsida, Rosales, Rhamnaceae. The record is from RefSeq and is a predicted model, not a curated record. Bases 294 to 1283 code for a protein of 329 amino acids. Gene Ontology annotation, biological process: DNA catabolic process. Gene Ontology annotation, cellular component: cytoplasm.
AGAAAAAAAUAAAAAAGUGGGGGAAAAAAGGGGCAAGAGGUGAGGAGGGUAAGGCGGAUCGAGAGGGAGAGGCGCAACUUGUGGGGACUUGGAAAGCUCAGAGCUCAGUCUUCGCUCGCUUUGCUUUGCUUGCUUGCUUGUUCUCUAAAAACUCUCUUUUCCUAUAAAAAUGUCUACUUUAUAUUAUUAACCUCCACAUUUCAGCUUGCUGUUUUUCUCCUAAUUCAAACCGUUAUCUGGUCAAAAGCCAAUUUUUUUGUGAUGCUGAAAUUUUCACUUGUUCUUGAGGCCAGAUGAGAACAGCUACCAUGUGUUUUUCUAUUUUACAAGGCCCUAGAUUUAAAAUUCAUACAUUAGUAAAUUUUUGGAGUGGAAACUUCCACAGUUGGACUAGGACAUAUAGUAAUAGCUCAAAGCUGCAUGGUUCUAUAGUCAACGGGCUUGAGGGAGGAAAGAGCAAGAAAUGGACUAGAAGACCAGUAACCACAAAAGCAGAAGAAAGAGCCAAAAGAAUCCAUAGCAGUAAGACAAGCAGUAUCAGGCAUGAAGUGUUUGAUGGAGCGGUUUCAACAAAUGCUACCUUAAACAUAAAUAAAACAGAAAUAAAUCAAUUCCAAAAGAUUCAAUAUUAUGACAUUCAAAAAAUUAUUGCUGAGAAUAAAGAUUUGGCCAAUCUUGUGACAGUUGUUGCUUUUGAUAUUGAGACUACUGGGUUUAGCAGAGAAAAUGAUGGGAUAAUUGAAUUUGCACUUCAAGUUCUUCAGGGUGGUGAAAACAGCACUUUUCAGACACUUGUAAAUCCAGAACGGAAUAUUACAAAUUCACAUGUUCAUGGCAUUACGAAAAAUAUGGUCGACAGACCUGGUGUUCCAAGGAUGAGAGAGCUGAUACCAAUCUUGCUGCAGUAUGUCAAAAGCCAUCAGAAACCUGGCGGUUUCAUCAUGUGGGUUGCUCACAAUAGUCGUUCUUUUGAUGUCCCAUUUUUGCUCAGUGAGUUUAGUCGUUGCUCAAUAGAGCUUCCUCCAAAUUGGUUGUUUCUGGACACCAUUCCUUUGGCCCGUGAAUUGAUGAAGUCCGAAGGAUCAAAACUUUCAAAAAUAUCACUGCAAGCCCUUCGUGAGUACUAUGGGAUUCCAUUGAUUGGUUCAGCUCACAGAGCCAUGUCUGAUGUGAGAUCUUUGUCAUUGAUUUUUCAAAGGUUGACCUAUGACCUCAAGUUGACGAUGCCUGGCCUUGUUGAAAGGUCUUUCUUGGGCUCAGACAUAAAAAAGAAGAAGAGUUGAGGAUAGUCCCCACAGCUUUUGCUCUUGUACUAACUGUUUUUACUAUAAUCAACAAUGUAUUGAUCCCAAUGGCAUUAGUUAAGUCCUGCGGAGGAGCCUCUAAUUAAAAGAGGUCAGAAUAUAUAAUUUAUGGCGCAAAAGAAACUUGGUUGGGGUGGUGAUUUCUGCCACUGUGGGUUUGGGUUUGGAAAGAAAAGCCAUUCAUUGUAUUUGUUAGAAUGUUGUUAUUCAAUAAAAAUGUCUUCCCUAUUUAAUCA